Molecule: messenger RNA, 4520 nt
Organism: Aphanomyces invadans
Lineage: Eukaryota; Oomycota; Saprolegniomycetes; Saprolegniales; Verrucalvaceae
Exons: 9
Coding region: 1-4155 (1384 amino acids)
Source: RefSeq, a predicted model, not a curated record
AUGUCGUCCGGCGGUGACGGCAAGUCCAAGUACCGGGACCGAUAUGCAGUUCUGCAGAAGACGUAUGAGCAGCGUUUGCAAAGCCUGGGCGAGCUAUUCCAGAAAGCUCUGGGUGAGAUCCAUGCCGACGAGUCGCUUGCGAUUCUGAAGCAAGACAACGUGUCGAAUGACUUUGUCACUUUGCGCGUCCACGAACUCGUGGCCCAUGCGCUGUGCGACGAAAAGGAGCACUUCAUUCGCACGCUGACAGAUAAGCUUGCAAAGAAGGAAGCGUCGUUGAAAGAACUCCUGCGGGACAAGGAAACCAUGGCGACCCAGAAAAAGGCUCUGAUGGACGAAUUACAUCACGUGGCGACCCACGUCGAAGCGUUGCAAGCACGGUAUACCGCAAUGUCCACCGACACCAACGCCACCGACGCCGAAGUCCACCGACUACGUCAUGAGAACCAAGAGUUGAUUGAGCAACUGGCGGCCAGGGAUGCUGACCGUGCCGCGUGGGACGACGAAAGGCGCGCGUUCUCUACCGUGCAACAAGAUUUGGUCCGUUUACAAGCGGAACACGCCAAGGACGCAGCGUUUUACACAGAAGAGCGGUCAAAAGCUGCAAAGACGAUCGAUCUGCUGACCGCCAAAGUCGACGACUUGGAAAGCAAUCGAACGAAACUCAGUGCCGACUGCACAGCGUUGAGCUUGGCGGCACAGGAGAAGGCCAUCGAGCUAGCGCAUGCCAAGGACACGAUCGACUCGUUAAGGCGUCAAUGCGGUGCGCUGCAGCCCCUGGAGGGCCAAAUGGCCGACUUGAAAGCGACGCAUCAAGCUCAAGUUCAUGCGCUUGAAAUGGAUCUGUGGGAAGCUCGCCGCAAGUAUUCGGCCGUUGGCGAGCAAGUCGAAGGAUUGAUUCACGACCACGACCAAGAACGAGCACUUCUUGUUGAGUCCCACGAGAAGGAGCGCACGGCAGCCGCCAACGAACUCCGCCAACGCGAUGAGCGUUCCAAGGACCUCCUCGACGCGUCGGCCAAGCAAAUUGCAUCGCUGGAGGGCCAAAUCAAAGAACGCGACGGCGUUUUACGCGAUACGCUGCAGCAACUCGAGGAAAUGGAAGCGAGAGCCGCGGCGAGCGACGUUGGUCGUGGCGAACUCAAAGUGCAGAUGACGAAGCGCGUUGCGGCAUUGGAGGGCGAGGUCGCGGCAGUGGCCAAAGAAGGUCUUGCCGCCCUCGAGAAGGAGCAGCAAGCUCGCGCUAGUGUGGAAGACCAGUUUGGUGCCUACAAGCGCAUGUCCGAGCUGAAGGUGCAGUCGCUGAUGGCUGCAUUGCAAGCACAAAAGGACGCGACCAAGCGCCACGAAGACGCUGAGAAGCGCAUGCAGUGGCAGGACGCCGCCAUGAAGAAGCACGACGCGCUGCUGCAAGCGAUGAAGUCCAAGUACGAGACGGCGAUAGCGGCGCUUCAGACGGAGGUUGUGGCGGCACAGAGCAAGGCAGCUGAGGCAGCCACCGAGUUCCAUCACAAAUCGACACGCCACGAGCUCGACUUGAUGCAGCAGUAUCAGAGCAAAGUUGCCGAAGCAGCCAAGCAACUCCCUGGACAAGUCGUCUCGAUGACCGAACACAAAGCAGAACUGGACAAACUCGAGGCGAAGUUGACGCUCCAGCUCCAGACGCUGCACCGCCAAGACCAAGUGCAGUGGGAAGAGGCCCACCGCCAUGUCAUGGACGAAAAGGUGCAAGCUUUGGAGGCACAACUCGACACGUGGAAGGCACAGGUCGCUGUUGAAAAGCAAAAAGGCGACGAGUUGCACGCCGCAUUGUUGGCCGAGCGCAAGCAAGUUUUGGAUUGUCGCGCCGCCAUCGACGACGAAUCGAUGGCGAAAACCGUCGUCGUCCAGCGGUUAGAAGAAGCGAAUGUGAAUCUGGGCCGACUCAAAGCCCUCGUGCACGACCAACGAAGUGCGCUGCGGCAGUGGGAGGACAAGUUUUCAAGUCUGCGCAGUGAAUUGGAGACAGCUCAAGGCGAUGCGACGAAGCUGACGAUAGACCUCGACCGGUCCCAGAGCGAGGCUGCCGAGCUACGGGACGCCGUGGAUCGGCAUGUGUCUACAAUCCAACAACUGCAACAAGACGGACGCGCGGCGCAGUCGGUGGCGGCGGAGCGGGAGGCGGCGCUGCAGGCGCUGCUCAAGGACAAGGCCGACGCGAUUGCGUACUUGCAGGAGUUGGUGCGACAGGCCGAGGAAAAGCACGCGGUCGCGACAAAGCAAACUCAAAUCGACAUGGCAUCCAAGGAAGACAGUUGGGCAACGCAAGCCGUCGACCUCCACGCGCGAAUCGACGCGCUGUCGGCGGACAACCAGCACCACACGGUCGAAAAUGCCAGGUUGAUCGAAUCCAUAAAGGAUCAUGCGGCGACGAUCCGUCAGGUGCAGAACGACCUCGACCAGACUCGAGGGGACCUGGCGGCGAUGCAGCGCAAGAAGCAUCAGUACAAAGCUGCCUUGAUAGCGCAGAAACAAUCGAUGGCGGCGGCGGUGCACGCCCAGGACGAAUGGAAGCACGAGGUCGUGGUCCACGAAACAACAAGGAUGCAUGAGUGGAAGAGUACUGUCGACGCGGUACAAAGCCAAGUGCGUGCGCUGAAGGGCGAGUUCGCGGCGGUCCAGCUCCACAUUCGCCGGUUGCUCGAGCAAGACGUCGUGCAGUCUAGGCAAGUUGCGCAGCAAGUCGAAACCAAAGCACGCGGGAUGAUCCAAACGUUGCUGGCAAACGCGGCGCAGCACGUCGCCGAUGCCAAAGCCCAAUGGGCAAUGGACAAAGCGAGUCACUUGGCGCGACUCUCCAACGAGCACGUGGCCGAGUUGGCGGCGCAGCGACACACGCUCGAAUCCGAGUUUCGCAAGCAACUCGACGCGCACCUAGAAACGACCGCACAAACGCAUGCCGAGCUGACCACGUUGAUCAGCGAGCGCGACACCAAGCUGGAAGCGAUCACCGGAGUCGUCCACCGCCACAUUAUAACCAUUCAAUCCCUCGAACAGCGUCUCGAGUUUCAACAAGACGGCGGGGCGAAAGAGAUCGAGCAGGUGCGACGCCAGUUGCUCGAGACGACGCACGAGGUGGCUGCAAAACAAGCCCGCGUCGCGACCCUUGAAACCGACCUCUCUCGUGCACACAGCGAGCUGGCGCGCGUCAAGCAGGUUGCGACGGGGCUUUGCGACGCGAUGGCACGGAUCAGCCAGGCCGUGGCGAAAUCGGGACAGACAAAGCCUUUCCCAGACUGGGACAGCGACAUGGCAAGUGGCGAGUGCUGGCCACGGGGUUGGAAGAAAGCUGUGCACAGUUGGAUCGACAACACCCUCGCCGCGAUCGCGACCAGCCAAGAUAACGCCAUUGCGUCGGCCGUCCAACCGUUUAAAGAUGAGCUGCAGCGGGCCCCGCAAGUGCUUGGGCGGAAAGACUCUGGCGACGUGUCCAAGUCGGUGCUGGCGAUGGCUGCCCCCGUCGCCGAAGAACUCGGGGUCGCCAAGCACACGAUCGCGCGAUUGACAGACGAAUGUAGUCGAUUACAAACGGAGCUGUCCGCGGCAAAACAACAACGAGAUGAUCUCGAUCGGCGGUGCUCCCAACUCGCCGACGACAAGGUCGAGCUCGAAACGUUUCUGGACUUGGCGGGGCAAGACCGCAAGGCUGCCCAGGCGCAGUUUUCGACCCAGCUCCAGGAGGCGUACGUGCAGUCGGAGGAAGCGCUGCAUCAAGCGAAGACUGCGGCGGCGCACGAAAUGGAGCGCAUCCAACGAGAGUGCCGCCAGGCCGUGCACGACUUGCAGGACGAAGUCGACUACCAGACGCGGCAACAUGCCAAGCUGCGCGCAUCGGCGGCCGAACAGGAAAACAAGUGGAAACGUGAAAUCCAAGACCUCGUGCGCCGCAACCAUGCCCUUGUCAAAUGCACGCGAGAAGAGAGCCUGCCCCGAACAGGUCCAUCCACGGACGUUGACCGCGUGCUGCGACAGCACCCCUACGACCCUCGCAUCGAUCACAGGCGCACGUCGACCACCCCCACCAUGACGAGCAUGAGAGACCUCUCCAUUCUCAUGGAAACCAACCUCGAGGCAUCGCGGCACGCGUCGAGGCAGCGACGCCGCGAUCGCGACUAGUGUACCCAGUCAAUCAAUCCAACAACACGCACCGACUUCACCGCACCAUGCGAUGGGCACCGGCUUUGUAGAGACCAUCGGCGAGUGUUCGACGGUCGUGGCGCCACGAGCGACGUGGGUUGUCCUCGACAACAAUACGCUCUCUCGACGAGCGCUGUCAUGCCCAUGUCUGUUGGCAUUCGUCCGCGUGUGCCGGACUGGAUCGCCGACGCUACCACCUCGAACCAUCGAGUCGAGCAAGAUGGACCAGAACGAGUGCGACACAACACGGACAGCUGAAAAUAGAGCCGUCCACACGACGGAUGAAAUGACUGGCUUGGUAUCGCUCGAAACCUCGUGAUGCAAAUAUAGCUCGAGCCUUGGUU